Argentina anserina (silverweed cinquefoil) is the source of this 1503-nucleotide messenger RNA. Its product is annotated as GEM-like protein 5. The coding region runs from base 143 to 1312 and encodes 389 amino acids. The transcript is spliced from 2 exons. The record is from RefSeq and is a predicted model, not a curated record. NCBI's taxonomy places the organism in Eukaryota, Viridiplantae, Streptophyta, Magnoliopsida, Rosales, Rosaceae.
AAGGAGCACCGGUCUCUUUUUUAUAUAUAUGGUCGCUCAUAAUUCACAACACCAUUCAAACCAACCUCAUCCAACUGUUUACUCUUCUUUGUUGUUUUCCGAUUUCCUCCUUAAUCUCUGAAGAUUUUCAGGCGAGAAUAAGAUGAACAACAGCAACCAGGAACCUCAACCACCUAUGUACCCUUCCAUUCCUCCACCUCUCACACAACAAGAAGCAAACCCUUUUCAUCAAUCUCAUCCCACUCCCGCGCCUGAAGAUAUCAAUCCAUUUUAUCAAACCCCUUCUCCACCAGAAGCCCCUAAACCUCAAACUCCCGCCAUCACUGCUGACCACUUGGAAAAAUGGCAACCUGCUCCUCCUCAUGAUCAUCACCAUCAGAAAGAUAUUCCAUCCUCAUCUUCAUCUGAGCAAGUACCCGCAGCAGCACCACCCACCUUUGACGGCCAAGAUCUCAAAGCCAAGGCCGCGGCGGAGGACGAGCCAGAGAAAUGGGGGACUCACGUCAUGGGACACCCUGCUGUCCCAACUUGUCACCCCGACAACAAGAAGGCAGCUCUCUGGGGAGUUGCUGCCGAUGGUACGGAAAAAGCACAGAGCUUCCAUUAUCCCUACCUCCAGUACCAACCCGUCGAUCACAACAACAAGGCCAGCAGCUCCAGCAAUCCCACCCAAUCAAUGCUCAAUGUCUUCAAUUCAUGGAGCCACAAGGCCGAGUCCAUGGCCAACAACAUCUGGCACAACCUGAAAACAGGGACAUCUGUGUCGGGAGCAGCGUGGGCGAAGAUGAACCUGCAAGCCAAAGCAUUGACAGGAGGUGGAUUUGAGGCUCUGUACAAGCAGACAUUUGCGACAUACCCCAAUGAGAAGCUCCACAAAUCAUUCGCCUGUUAUCUCUCCACAUCCACCGGACCAGUCGCCGGAACUCUUUACCUGUCCAAUAUCCACACCGCUUUUUGCAGCGACCGGCCCUUGUCAUUCACGGCGCCUUCCGGUCAGGUGACAUGGAGCUACUACAAGGUCAUGGUGCCAUUGGCAAAUGUUGCGACUAUCAAUCCAGUGAUGAUGAGGGAGAAUGCGACGGAGAGGUACCUCCAGAUUGUGACCAUUGACGGCCAUGAUUUCUGGUUCAUGGGGUUUGUCAAUUAUGAAAAAGCAUCCAAGCAUCUUACGGAGAGUAUAUCUACUUUCGUAGCGUCUGGAUUUGCAGUCCAACCUCCCCAAUAUGAGAAGCCUGCUGCUACUUCUGAACAUAACCAGGAUCAUAAGAAGGGGGGUGACCAUGACCAUGAUCAAAAGAAGGGAGGUGACUAGACUAGUCUAGCUAGUCCCUUGGCUGUGUUUUAUUGACUGCUUGAUUUUGAGUUCCCUUCUUUCCGCGAAAUUACAUAAUAGAAUAAGAGCAUGCAUAUGGAUUCUUUCAUUGUACUAUUACUAUUUCAUGUUUUAUUUUUGUGCUAUUCUAUUUCUUUUCAGCUAAUAGAUGUUGCAACUUCCCUACGCUA